Podarcis lilfordi (Lilford's wall lizard) is the source of this 459-nucleotide messenger RNA. The record is from the annotation of a GenBank genome assembly. NCBI's taxonomy places the organism in Eukaryota, Metazoa, Chordata, Lepidosauria, Squamata, Lacertidae.
AUGUUUUGCAGACAGCUAAUUGUCUCCAGUGUCCAUGCAGAGAAAGGUGAAAGAACUCUGCAUCGUAGUGAAGGUCAUGAUGACACCUGCCAUUCACCUCAAACCCACAGAACACUUCAGAUGACUUUGCAGGUACAUAUUUCAUGGCUGGGAGGAUUAUUACUGAAAGCAGCCACAUAUACUGUUGGAGGUUUGAAAACAGGAGUAAAACUUGAAUUCAUCACCCAGUCUCCGCAAAAGCUGCUUGCUGUUGAGGGCAGGUUAUCCGAUUUUGUGCCUGUUAUUUCUGCACAUACAGUGAUAAACAUACCUUGCCACUUAAUGAAAACAGCAAGGCCUUUUCAGUCCCCAGAGAACUCAAAGAUUUCUUUCUCUUCAGCCAAAUAUCCCCUCAUGCAUUGCCUCUGUACUCAGAGUAGCAAAGUGGGAAGGAUCCUGUCUUGUUUCUGCUGUGUGUGA